UUUUGUUUUUUUUUUCCGGCAACACACUUUACAUUAGAUUAAAAAAGUAAAUUGCUGUUUAACUGGAGAAAAGGGUCAUGGUAAAGCAGUUGGAAGAAUUCCUUGUUGAUAGUUGAUGAGCGAAAUCUGAUGCAAAUUUCUCAAAAUCUGAAAAGCAAGAGAAAACCCCUUCGACGUCCAAACUCCCAGUCUCCCACGCUGCACCCCUCCCUUCCCCCUCUUCUUGUCGGCCAAUUUGGAUGCUACUACAAUUUUGCCGAAUCCCAUUAACCCCUUAAUUUCUUUUCUUUUUCUUUGUUGUUGGAUUUUUCUUUUUCUUUUUCCUUUUCAUUUUUAUCAAUUGCAGGUAGAAGGAGGAGGAGAAGGAUUCGAGCCCCUGAUUGGAGACAUGGGUUCUUCCUCUAAGAGGAAAUCUGCCAAAAAGAAAAGUUCCAAACUUUCUUCUCAGGCUCGCAAGAUGAAGAAGAGUGGGAGGACUAAAUCCAAGAAACUUGGUCGCCGUCAUGAUUCCAGUACUGAUGAUUCCAUGAGUUCAGAUUCCAUUUCCUCACCUGGUAAUGAUUCUUAUGCUUCAAAUUAUGAUGAUGACUCCAUGAGUUCCGCAUCUAUAUCUCGGUCCAGUUCAGAGGAUGCUUACAGGAGAAGGAAAAACAAAUCGCGCUCACGAGGUAAACUAAAGAAGACCAGAAAGCGAGCUCGAAGGAGAUCUUCCAGCAGAGACAAUCGUAAGAAAUUAGCUCCCAUGAAAAAAAGAAAAAGGUCAAGAAAGGAUAGUGAUUCUAAGACAAGAAAGAAAUACGGCAGAAAGAAACGUAGGAGGGAUUCAAGUGCUAGUCCCACAAGCAGCAAUUCACACAGCUGCUCUACUUGCAAAGGUGGUAAUAGUGACAGUGAGGAGAGCGAACGUGAGAGCGUUAGGAGCAGGCCUAGAGAAAAUAAGAGAGAUAAGAGAGAUUUAAGCAAGGACAAACGUAGAAUCAAACUUAGCUUCCGUAGGUCCCCAAGUCAUUCUUCACACAGUAGGUCUAAGGAUCAAAGUGGUAGUGUUAGUUACAGUGAGGAAAAGUUUCUGAAUGAGAACAAUUCCCGGCGUUUGAGAUCUGUUAUAACAUUUGUUGAGCAGAGGAGUGAGGGAGAAGGGAACGAAUGGAAGAAGGAUCUACAGAAUGAAGAAAUUGUCUAUGAUAAUGACGAUUAUCCUUCCAGAAGCAGUAGUGGUGGGGGAAGCAAAAAGGAAUCAACUCCUCGUUCACCUAUUGCAUUUGAUGUUGAGAAACGGACAGAAAGUCCUAUAUUUGUUUCUGAGCAUGAGGUGACUGAACUUUCAGGAAGUGUAAAUGAUGCGCAUGACAUGAAUGAGUUUGCGACACGCAGUUCUGCAAAGGAAAAUGGGAAUUACACUCCCCUUGUGGGUGCUGGUUCAGGGGGUGAUGAUCUGGAAGCAAUUUUGAGGCAGAAAGCUUUGCAGAAUUUGAACAAGUUCCGAGGAGGACAUAAAAGUAAUACAAAGCCUACUUUGGAUCAGAAAAAUAAGGAUGAUGGCAAUGUUAAUGCAUCAUCCACUUCCACAGCAGCGGUUGAAAGGGUUGUCCUUGACAGCGGACACACUGAAAAGGUUUAUGGAAUUGUGAAACAGAAUAAUGAUCAUCCAGCUGAUGGGUCGGGACUCUCUGGGAAUCCCAAGGAGGACGGCCUGAAUAGUGGAAAUCCUGUUGUUGGUAAAUCUGUAUCUGGAACCUCACCAUUUAGGGGAAGAUCUUCAGGCUUGGACAUGCGGCAUCAAGCCACAGCAUCAGGAGCAUCUCCAGAUAAAAUUCUGAGAGAAAUUAAGAGUGAAGGGAAGACUACAGCUACAGUACAAACUACAUCCGUGGCUGGAAACUCGUCAUUUUGGGAAAGUUCUUCAGGCUUGGACACACCCAAUAAAACUACGACAUCAGUUGCAUCUCCAGAAAAAUUUCUGAUGGAAACUGAAAGCGACAGGAAGACUGAGCUUAAAAUAACUCAACCAUUGUCUCCUAGCGUGGGCAUUAAUAAAGGUUCUGCUUGUAGCUCUGCGACUGUAGAACCAGCUUUAUCUGCUACUUCAGGAGGGCAAAGUUUGAACAAUCAGAAAGAUGAAGCUAAGGAUGGCGGACAGUAUCAGCAGAAGACGAUGUCUGUGAUGAGAAGCGGGGAAAUGGUACAGGUAAACUACAAGGUCUACAUUCCUCAAAGAGCUCCCGCUCUUGCCAGGAGACAACUCAAGCGGUGA
Messenger RNA from Coffea eugenioides, 2254 nucleotides. Its product is annotated as serine-rich adhesin for platelets-like. The transcript has 3 exons. Bases 389 to 2254 code for a protein of 621 amino acids. The record is from RefSeq and is a predicted model, not a curated record. Lineage: Eukaryota; Viridiplantae; Streptophyta; Magnoliopsida; Gentianales; Rubiaceae.